AUGAAUGACCUGCCCCCACCAUCCGAGGCCGACGAGUCGCCCUUGUCCGGAGGCGCCAUGGAUGGUAGCUCGCAAUCCACCCUUCAGCCCGUCGAAUCUCCCAUCCCCCUCAUACCUCCGCCAUCGUCCGCAGCCACGCAAGACGCGGGACACGACCCCGUGCCUCAACAGACGCCAAGCGCCCGUUCCUCAUGGAGCGCCAGCUCAGGUCGUCAACCCGGUCACAGCCCCGACCUGUCCGACAGGGUGUUCCCUAUUCGAUCCGUCGUCAGCGUCAACCCCGCCGGUCGAACGUCUGGCGAGCACGGCUACUUCCCACGCAUGCCCGACCAUGGCCAGUACACCGCAGCUCGACCCGACGCCCCGCGCCCGCGCCGCUCCGACUCGGUGUCCCAGCCUGCCGCCUCCGCCGUCACGUCCCCCACCGGCGACCGCCAGACCGCACGAAACCGUCGCAAGCAUACCUCCUCCGGUCCCAUAUCGAGCAUACAAGCCGACGCCGCCCGCCACGCCAACUCGACGCCCUUGCCCAUCUUUGAAAGCGAUGCUUGCGGCUCCGAGGGGGGCCACUCCUCCCGUCUGGACCGGUCGAACACCAGCCAGCCAUUGCACGCACAGCCGGCUUCGACGCCUGCCGGCUCGGUGCCUGACAGCCACGGGCUCAUCCUGCCGAGGUUCCGCCACGUCACGACGGACGACGGCCACGCCGUCAUUACAGGGCCCGACGCUGUUUUGCAGCACUGCGAGGACGAGCCGAUACAUACCCCUGGCGCCGUGCAGGGCUUUGGCCUGCUGCUGGCCCUUCGCGAAGACCAGGAGGGGGGCUUUUCGGUCCGCUACACCAGCGAAAACUCAGAGCGCAUCAUUGGCUACUCGCCGAAGCAGCUCUUCAACCUGGCAAGUUUUCUCGACAUUUUGAGCGAGGAGCAACAAGACAACCUCCUCGAUCACAUCGACUUUAUUCGGGAUGAGGAUGCCGAUCCUGCCACCAACGGGCCCGAGGUGUUCAGCUUGACGGUCCGCUCGUCGAGACGAAAGAGCACCAAGCUGUGGUGCGCCAUUCAUAUCAACCCAGCUCAUCCCGACCUCAUCAUUUGCGAGUUUGAGCUCGACGACGAUCACCUGUACCCCCUACGCCCGGCAGACGAGGUCGUUCCCGACGCGCCUGAAGACACCCUCCGAUCCGACCCCACCAUGGAGGAGCUUUCCAGCAGCACCGAGAUACUCAGCAAACCGCUGAGGGUCCUGAGAACGGCGAGGAGGCAGAGGGGCGAGGCCGGCGCCAUGCAGGUUUUCGACAUCAUGUCUCAGGUGCAGGAACAGCUUGCGGCGGCACCCUCGCUGGACUCUUUCCUCAAAGUUCUUGUCGGCAUCGUCAAGGAGCUGACGGGCUUUCAUCGCGUCAUGAUUUACCAGUUUGACUCUUCCUUCAACGGCAAGGUCGUCACCGAGCUCGUCGAUACCAGCCACACGCGCGAUCUUUACAGAGGCCUGCACUUCCCAGCCUCGGACAUCCCGCGGCAAGCUCGUGACCUGUAUAAGCUCAACAAGGUCCGACUUCUCUACGACCGGGAUGUCGAGACGGCGAGGCUCGUAUGCAAGACGCAACAGGAUCUCGACGUUCCCCUCGACAUGAGCCACGCCUAUCUGCGCGCCAUGUCGCCCAUUCACCUCAAAUACCUAAAGAACAUGGCCGUCCGCUCCUCCAUGUCCAUCUCUAUCAACGCAUUCAAUGAACUCUGGGGCCUCAUCGCCUGUCACAGCUACGGUGCCAAGGGCAUGCGGGUCUCGUUUCCCAUCCGAAAAAUGUGCCGACUCGUUGGCGACACGGCUUCGCGCAACAUUGAACGCCUGUCGUACGCCUCGAGACUGCAGGCCCGCAAACUCAUUCACACGGCACCCUCUGAAAAGAGCCCUUCGGGCUACAUCGUCGCAUCCUCGGAUGAUCUGCUGACGCUCUUUGAUGCCGACUUUGGCAUGCUGUCGAUCCACGGCGAGACGAAGAUUCUCGGACCCGUCGAAGAGUCGUCGGAGCCGCUUGCCAUGCUGGAAUAUCUGCGCAUGCGCCACAUGUCGUCCGUCGUGACCACGCAGGACAUUCGCGAGGACUUCCCGGAUCUGCAUUACAAACCCGGCUUUGUCACGAUCGCCGGCCUGCUCUACGUGCCGCUGAGCGUCGGGGGCACCGACUUUAUCGUCUUCUUCCGAAGGGGCCAGGUCAAAGAGGUCAAGUGGGCCGGAAACCCCUAUGAGAAGAUCCUCCGCGAAGGUACGGAGGCGUACCUGGAACCCAGGAAAAGCUUCAAGACGUGGCACGAGACGGUGGUCGGCAAGUGCAGAGACUGGACUGAAGAGCAAGUGGAAACCGCCGCCGUGCUGUGCCUCGUCUACGGCAAGUUCAUCGAGGUCUGGAGGCAGAAGGAAGCAGCGCUGCAGAGCAGCAAGCUGACAAAACUACUCUUGGCCAACUCGGCGCAUGAAGUCCGCACGCCGCUCAACGCAAUUAUCAACUACCUCGAGAUCGCCUUGGAGGGCUCCCUGGACCAAGAGACGCGUGACAAUCUGGCCAAGUCCCACUCGGCCUCAAAGUCACUCAUCUAUGUCAUUAACGACUUGCUCGACCUCACCAAGACGGAAGAGGGGCAGGAUCUGGUCAAAGACGAGAUUUUUGCCCUCUCCAGCUGCAUUCACGAAGCGACUGACCCCUUUAAAAAUGAGGCCAAGCGCAAGGCUAUCGAGUACGAAAUCAUCGAGGAUCCUGGCUUGCCAUCCUUUGUGUAUGGUGACAGCCGCAGGGUGAGACAGGCCAUCUCCAACGUGACAGCCAAUGCCGUUCAGCACACCGACUCGGGAAGUGUCAAGGUGGAAUUAUACGUGGCCGAGGUCCAAGAGCAACGAGUCCUGAUCGAGGUUCUGAUCCAGGAUACGGGAAGGGGCAUGAGCCCGAAGCAGCUCGAUGCGCUUUUCCGUGACCUGGAGCAGGUCAAUCCCGACAGCAGCAGGCAGUUGACUGCCGACGACGACUCCUCUUCGUCAGACAAGCGGACGUUGGGGCUGGGGCUUGCCUUGGUCGCUCGAAUUAUACGCAACAUGAACGGCCAACUGCGGCUCAAGUCGGAGGAGGGCAAGGGGUCGACUUUUGUCAUGCAGUUGCCAUUUGAUAUACCAGACGAGUCACCUUCGCUUUCAGUAGGAUCUGGCCGGCAAAGCAAUCCCGUGCCCGACGCGAAUUCCGCAUCGGCCACGAAGCAACCCCAACAGCCCAGCGCAGGUGAGAUCGUCCUGGUCGACGGAGGGACAGCCUCGCACGCUGCCAAGUCCCCUGGCGAGACGACCGGCCACGUCAUAGAGACGGGGAGUCUCAGGAGCCAGAUCAGUAGCCAUUUCAGCGGAGGCGGUAGUAAAGGCAGCCGCACGAGUGUGCACAGCUCCCUCAGUGAUGCGGAAAGACUCAUCGACGCAAUCCAGACCCCGCUGGGCAUUGGCGAGCAUGUCAUGGGGUCUCCGUCUCGGAACAGAGCCGUCAAGGGACGUCGAGACGACUCCGGCGUCACGGGAACAGACGCCGCAUCGACAGCGCGAUCCGUGAGCCCUGCGACCACACGGCACAGCGACCCAAGGUCGCCAGGUGCAAUCGUCCUGCCCAGCCAGCCAACGGCCGGCUUUGUCGCUGUGAGAGACACCAAGACGCCGAUCCGACCGGUGAAAGUACCCGAUGAGUACUUUGACCAGCCUAAAGAGGCUCCUUCGUCAUCUCGAGUGCUCUACGAAAUUCCCGAGCCCGCGAAGCAGCAGCAGCCGCAGCCAGCGCCCUCCGAGACGGACACAACGACGAGCUCGUUUCCCAACCUGGACGGCACAAAGCUGCAGGUCUUGAUUGCAGAAGAUGAUCCCAUCAAUCUAAGAAUAUUGAGGAAACGACUUGAAAAGGCUGGCCACGAGGUGCACCAUGCAGUCAAUGGAGAGGAAUGCGCCUUGUCUUUUCGCGAAAAGUCCGAGACCUUUGACGUGGUGCUCAUGGAUAUGCAGAUGCCUAUUGUCGAUGGCCUGACAAGUACCAAGAUGAUACGGUCUUUUGAGCAAUCGCACGAGAAUUGUCGUCACUCAGCCCUAGCUGCUCAUAAUGGCAGGGUUCCCAUCUUUGCUGUAUCUGCUUCUUUGAUCGAACGCGAGAAGAAGACGUAUGCAGAUGCCGGAUUCGACGGCUGGAUUCUCAAACCCGUCGACUUUAAACGACUCCACACGCUGCUUCUCGGCAUCGUCGACGACAAUGUGCGUACGUCUUGCCUUUACCAGGAAGGAGAAUGGGAGCGUGGCGGCUGGUUCCACAGUCGGAGCUGCGAAGCGCGUGAGUCGGCAUCGGAUCAUGAUCAUGCCGGGGGAAUAGGGCUCGAAACACCUACAACCGAGGCCGAGGUUGCGGGUCAGGAUGAAGGGAUACCGGCUCCGAAAGAGGCACUCAAUGCGAGCGGUCCCGAGACCACCGAGUCCUAA
Messenger RNA from Verticillium nonalfalfae, 4494 nucleotides. It is a transcript of the gene PHY1, whose product is annotated as Light-sensor Protein kinase. Bases 1 to 4494 code for a protein of 1497 amino acids. The transcript is spliced from 2 exons. Lineage: Eukaryota; Fungi; Ascomycota; Sordariomycetes; Glomerellales; Plectosphaerellaceae. Gene Ontology annotation, biological process: phosphorelay signal transduction system; regulation of DNA-templated transcription; detection of visible light. The record is from RefSeq and is a predicted model, not a curated record. Gene Ontology annotation, molecular function: phosphorelay sensor kinase activity; protein binding.